UUCUUCAAUAACAGAAUGAAGCGUAAGCUGAUAGACGCCUUCGACAGAGAAGAACAGAAAGCGCCCCGCCUUGAGCAGUUCAAAUCAGAGAGACUCGUGCCAGCAUUACCCCAACCGUCGGCUUCAGCACAGCCUAUGCCCACAGAUGUAGAUCUUCAUAAUGUUAUGAUGAACUUUGUAAACAUUUAUGAGAAGCUUGACGCUAGUGAUGAACUUUUGGAGAAACCGAACUAUUCUUACACAGAGUUAGUUUAUUUAGCUAUCUUACGCUCUCCAAAUUUUUGUCUACCCAUAGGCGAGAUUUACAAGUACGUCCAGAACAGAUUCGUCUUCUUCAGAAACAACACUCGGCUACAUUGGAGAAAUGCCAUUCGUCACAGUUUAUCCAAGACCAAGUGCUUUACCAAAAUCAACCUAGGCCGCGGUUCCAGCGGAUCAUCAAACAGAAGUUGCUUCCUGUGGUCCAUCUCUCCUGCCAGUAUCAUCAACUUUGCUCGAGGUGAUUAUAGACCCAACGUAGAUAGAGACAGUGGUACCAAUACAUUGAGAUGGGGCUACUAUCAUACCAACGCCGGAAACUUCUGGGAUCAGAUAGCUGUUGUCCUUGAGAAUAAGAUAGAAUUCUUCAAAGCUACAGCUGCGAUUUGUCCUACACCUGUCAAAGUCUUCCAACAACAGAUCUGCAACCUACCAAACCAAAGUGUUGAAUCGUCCACGAAUAUUCCACAGAGUGCCAUCAUGACCCAGUCUACAGAAGCAUCGCCUGUUUAUCAGCCUAAACAGGUAAUAACUCAGCAACAAGCCAAAGUCCAAUCAACGCCACCACCAAAUGUUGUAUGUCAACCCAAUGGUACCAUCUAUGCAACACCAGUCAGCACCCAGUCCACGCCACCACCAAAUGUUGUAUGCCAACCAAAUGGUACCAUAUACACCAGUGCUACGCCUGCAGGAUAUUCCAAUUCCACACCAAUUGUUUACUCCAGUUCCACACCGAUUGUCUUCAACUCUUCAGCGACUGACGGCAACACCAGUACUGAGAGCGAACACGUCCUUUCUUCAAAUGGUUCCUAUUCUUCUCCAGUUCUAAACGAUUGUAGUCGACUCAGUUCUAAUUUGUCCAGUCCGAUCAGUCUUCCUUACGACAUCGGUACCUCCUGCUACCAACCUGUUAGUCCACCACCAUCGAGUUCCUGCAUGCAGAGCACCCCUCACACCGAUGUCAGCCAGCUAUGGAAUCAACAGAGUCCUGAAAUCACCAGCGGUAGCUUCACCAAGGACAGUGGUAUCGAGCUAUCUUGCUCCGACCUCGAGUCCUUCCAAGAGUCCAUCCAAGACCUGAUCCCACUAUACGAGACCGCAUCUGGAGACACAAAGCAAAUUUUCCCAGAAAUAGAUUUGAGCAGCUAUGCUCAUGUGCAACCCAGCCAAAGAAACAUCCAAGAGACAACUUCGUUUCCGACACACGUCGUGGGAACCCAACAUCUCCACCCGAAUGUGAUCCCACAGACUAACGCAUCAAAUAGUGCUAUCAUCACCAACUCCAAUGGACAAUACCAACCCUUUUCCUAUACUACGUAUCCCCAAUACAACUUCAGCCAGGCAGCAACGACGGCGAUUCCGAACCAAGUGUAUACGUUCAAUGCUGCUACCAACUCCUACCAACCAGUUCAGUGGUAUCAAGGCUAAAUGUGAGUGAUCCGAAUAGACUUCUGUGAUAAAAACGUGCUUCGUUGUGAUUU
Messenger RNA from Patella vulgata (common limpet), 1739 nucleotides. RefSeq lists its product as uncharacterized. Gene Ontology annotation, biological process: cell differentiation; anatomical structure morphogenesis; regulation of transcription by RNA polymerase II. The record is from RefSeq and is a predicted model, not a curated record. The transcript has a single exon. Bases 16 to 1686 code for a protein of 556 amino acids. NCBI's taxonomy places the organism in Eukaryota, Metazoa, Mollusca, Gastropoda, Patellidae. Gene Ontology annotation, molecular function: RNA polymerase II cis-regulatory region sequence-specific DNA binding; DNA-binding transcription factor activity, RNA polymerase II-specific.